Amphibalanus amphitrite is the source of this 541-nucleotide messenger RNA. RefSeq lists its product as uncharacterized. Bases 86 to 541 code for a protein of 151 amino acids. The record is from RefSeq and is a predicted model, not a curated record. NCBI's taxonomy places the organism in Eukaryota, Metazoa, Arthropoda, Thecostraca, Balanomorpha, Balanidae. The transcript has 5 exons.
GCUUGGUUAACUGGCUGAAAAGCUAAUUCAUUUGGAACCGCACAUCAUUCAGUGGUGAUCUCGACUGAGCGGAGGCGCGCUCGACAUGCUUUGCCGCUACGGCGCCGGUUGGCUGCUGAUUUGGAGCGCUCUGGUGGCGGCCACAUUGGCCAGAGUCUCAUGGACGCCCAUCUACCCGGCCAGCAACAAUCAGAUAGACCUGUGGACGCUACGGGACAGCGGGUGUCCCUGUCCGUUUGCACCGUCCCAGCGAACCUGCGCGUGCUGUUCGGUGGACGGCGGCUGCCCGUGCGGUCGGGCCGCACCGUCCCGCUGCGCACAGUGCGGUCUGCAACAGCACUGCACCAAUAUGUGCAACAUAACAUUGGACAGCCAACUGCUGGACUCCACAUCUGGGAAAAAGUACGGACAGAUCAAGAUGGUGGUAGCUUCAGGUCCACUGUACUGCUGGUACCGAUUUCGAGGGGAGCCGGCCACCCGCAUUGAGGUGCAGGUAUAUCGGAUGAUGCGCUCCGGAAAAUGGACAAACAGUACCGGGUGA